ACCGCAAAAUCCAAGAGGCCGCUGAUGGAUGUUUUGUGGUUUGUAACUUCUUGGAUCGGAUAAAGUUACGGGAUGGUAAUAUAAAGUUUAUCCAGAAAAAGUUUUUUUUUUUUUCCUCACCUAAGAAGAGUUUGUUCCCUCUUAUAUUGCUCCUGGAUUAUGAUAGAAGUUCCCUAGGAGCUUUGAGCCAGCUGGGGUAACCAGAUCCAGUUUAGGUUUCUCUCCGGAGGUCACAAGAGGAGGGAUGGGGAUCGCGAGUUCUUCUUCUUCUCUUCUUUUGGCCUUCGUCUUCUCUCUACUGCUCCAAAGCCCCAGCUUUGCUGCCAAAAAGUCUUAUGUUGUGUACCUCGGAGGCCAUUCUCACAACGGCAAAGAGCUUUCUUUGCAUGUCUCCAAGCGAGUGAGAGACUCUCACUAUGAGCUCUUGGCAUCGGUCUUAGGGAACAAGGAGAAGGCCCACGAUUCUUUGUUUUACUCCUACACAAGUUAUAUCAAUGGCUUCGCAGCGAAUCUGGAAGAAGAAGAGGCAAUGGAGAUCUCAAGGUAUCCUGGAGUCAUCUCAGUGUUUCCAAACAGGGGGUACAAACUCCACACAACUCGGUCAUGGGAAUUUCUUGGCCUCGAGAGGGAUGGCAGAGUUCCAAAGGAAUCAUUAUGGACGAAGGCAAGAUUCGGCGAGGACAUCAUCAUUGGGAACCUCGAUACCGGUGUGUGGCCAGAGUCUGAGAGCUUUAAAGAUGAUGGCUUGGGGCCUGUGCCAUCCAAGUGGAAAGGAAUCUGCCAAAUUGGCGUAGAUAAGAGCUUUUCAUGCAACAGGAAGGUGAUCGGUGCACGGUACUACAACAAGGGCUACGCAGCCGCGGGCGGCACGCUCAACGCCACCUUCGAAACCCCGAGGGACAACGACGGUCAUGGGACCCACACCCUCUCCACCGCCGGCGGUGGGUUCGUGCCCGGCGCCAACAUCUUCGGCUACGGCAACGGCACGGCCAAAGGCGGUUCCCCGCGGGCCCGCGUCGCGGCCUACAAGGUCUGCUGGCCGCCCAUCAAUGGGAGCGAGUGCUUCGACGCCGACAUUAUCGCCGCCUUCGAUGCAGCGAUCCAUGAUGGGGUGGACGUGCUCUCGGUGUCCCUCGGCGGGGAUCCCAUCACCUACUCUCUGGACGGGUUAGCGAUCGGCUCCUUCCAUGCCGUCAAGAAUGGGAUCACCGUCGUGUGCUCGGCCGGCAACUCCGGCCCGCUCCCAGGUUCCGUCUCCAACACGGCACCAUGGAUAAUUACAGUAGGUGCAAGCACCAUGGACAGGGAGUUCCCGGCCUAUAUUAACUUCAACAACAAAAGCAUCAAGGGAGCCAGCCUUUCUCAGAAAGGCCUGCCAGGAAACCAGCUCUACCCAAUGAUAAACUCCAAAGAAGCUAAAGCUCCAAAUGCCACCGAGCAUGAUGCUGAGUUGUGUUACCUGGGUUCGCUAGACCCUGAAAAGGUUAGAGGGAAGAUAGUCGUCUGUCUCCGUGGGAUUAUUGCAAGAGUGGAGAAGGGUGAAGCAGUUCUGCUGGCCGGCGGCAGCGGGAUGGUCCUUGUCAAUGAUCAGAGCUCCGGAAAUGAAAUCAUCGCCGAUGCUCACCUCCUCCCAGCAACCCAUAUCACUUAUAAUGAUGGCCUUUCUCUCUACUUAUACCUCAGCUACACCAGGUCACCACUGGGUUACAUUACAACCCCAAUAACACUGCUUGACACAAAACCAGCACCAUUCAUGGCAGCUUUCUCAUCUCAGGGACCGAACACUGUCAAUGCUGAAAUCCUAAAGGUUUAUGAAAAAUUCUAUUACCUCUUUCUUGUAGCUCAUAGAGUUCUUCUAAUUCGUCAAUUUAACUUCUUGCUUGCUGCCUCAUAUCACUGCACCUUUCAGCCUGAUAUCACUGCACCAGGUGUUAGUGUUCUUGCUGCCUACUCAGAAGCUGUUGGACCAACUGGUCUACCUUUCGAUACCCGGCGUGUUGCUUUCAACUCAGAUUCUGGCACUUCCAUGUCAUGUCCUCAUAUAUCUGGUGUUGUGGGCCUCCUCAAGAGUCUCCACCCUGAUUGGAAUCCUUCAGCAAUAAAAUCAGCAAUCAUGACCACUGCAAGAACACAGGACAACAUGGACGAGCCAGUGUUAAAUUCAUCCUAUGUUAAGGCUACACCAUUUAGCUAUGGAUCUGGUCAUGUGCGACCAAACCGUGCCAUGGAUCCUGGCUUGGUCUAUGAUUUAACCACAAAUGAUUACUUGAACUUCUUAUGUUCUCUAGGCUACAACUCCACCCAGAUAGCAAAAUUCAGCAAUGACUCUUUCUUAUGCCCCUCUAAACCUCCAAGGCUGGAAGACUUAAACUACCCUUCAAUCACCAUCCCUUAUCUCUUUGGCUCCAUCACGGUGACCCGCACAUUGAAGAAUGUUGGAUCGCCAGGCACAUACAUCAUCCGCAUCAGAGAACCAAGAGGCAUUUCAGUGUCCGUGAAUCCAACAAGCUUAACCUAUGAUAAGAUAGGUGAAGAGAAAAAGUUUGAGGUUACUUUGAAGGUUAAGAAAGGUCAUGCAUCUAUGGAUUAUGUUUUUGGAGGGCUAAUAUGGUCUGAUGGGAAGCACUACGUGAGAACUCCUUUGGUAGUGAGUGCUGCAGGAUUGAAGCCUUAACAAAGGAGCUGACAAGUUUUUUAUAUAUAUAUUUUUUUAAAAACUGCGAGCAGUUGUUGAAGUCAACAGGUGGUUUGAUUCAUUGGAAGAUGAAUUUAUUGGAUGGAGAUUACUAUUUUUAUCAUUUGGAUCAAUAAAAGCAAUAAGUAAAUUUCUUCCAAACUAGGUCUCUGUGUUUCUUCAUCCUUCUCUUUCCUUUUAUUUUGUAACUGAAAGGAUCAGAUGGUCGGUAUUACUGAAAUUUGCUGAACUUUGCUUCUCUACGUACUGCUAAGUUCUGGAAACUUUAAUGAGAUCAUGAACAUUUGGAUUUAA
Molecule: messenger RNA, 2989 nt
Organism: Elaeis guineensis (African oil palm)
Lineage: Eukaryota; Viridiplantae; Streptophyta; Magnoliopsida; Arecales; Arecaceae
Source: RefSeq, a predicted model, not a curated record